Molecule: messenger RNA, 1245 nt
Organism: Babesia ovata
Lineage: Eukaryota; Apicomplexa; Aconoidasida; Piroplasmida; Babesiidae
Product: glycosyl hydrolases family 35 domain-containing protein, putative
Exons: 8
Coding region: 1-1245 (414 amino acids)
Source: RefSeq, a predicted model, not a curated record
AUGGGACCCCGCAGCCGCAGGGGCGGAAGGGAUACUGAGAUAUUCUCAAAAAAUGCAUCGCAGCUCGCUCAUCUGGUUAGAGUUGUUUCCAGGAAAGGCAGUGAAGACGAUCACUUCUGGAACCAAGUUACAAGGCGACUUAUAUACAUCAUCGAUACAAUCAGUACUAAACAACUAUCCUAUAUAGCAAAUGGAUUGGCGAAGGCACGAGUUGCCGACCCAGAAACCUGGAAUUCAAUUGUAAAACGACACUACCAGUUGCAGAAGGAGUAUGACGUUAAGGAUAUGGUACUUAUGGCCAAUGCCUUGGCUAAGGUGAAAUGUGUCGAACAUGAAGUGUUCCAGAAUAUAGUCCACAGAAUAAAAGAUGCUGGCACAACCGUGCCUCCAAGGUACAUCGCCGUAUUGGUCAACUCCAUGGCUGUGGCGGGUUACAGAGACACCACACUUGUGGACUCCCUAUUGGAACAGCUGAACUUGGAGGCUUCACAGAUGUCGGUAGUCUCGAUCGCAAUACUUCUCGAUGGGUUGUAUAACUUAAGGCAUCGCAAUAGAAAAGUUUUGGCAUGCCUCGCCGAGAGGCUCAAAAACGUCCUUACGCAUCCCAAGGGAGAAGGUGUAUCACGGCACAAUGAAGCACAUAUUGCAGCAACCAACUCCUCCGACGUGUCAUAUCGUAUACGAACCCAUGAAUACAUGUCUGAGGUACAAAACACAUCCGAUAAGGCAAUGUUUGAGCAGGACACUGACACUACAGCAUCACACGUAUCGCAAAACAAGGCAACACAAGAAGACGACGGAUCCGUAACUUCCACCCGAAUAAGCACGCAACAGUUGGUGUUGAUCCACCGAGCUUAUUCACAAUUCGCGUUUUACGACAAAAAGCUAUUCGAUCUCUUAUUCAGACAGAUGGAGAUCCUAAGGAAUAAGUUAAAACCGCUGGAGAUUGUCAUGAUUGCUAAUUCAAUGGGGAAAUCAAAGCUUCAUAACAAGAGCAUCAUAGAACUCUUGUGCAAAAAAGUCAUCGCAAAUAAAUCAGGAUACACAAUGGACAUGAUAACAGUGUUUUUACACGGCAUAUGCCUCCCUCGUGAUAAUAAUAGGGGUAUGAGAUUACAGUGGAAAAUAUGGAAACAUGCAGAAUUUUUCACCCAAAUGUUCGAGGCUGUUAUUCAAAAUGCUUUCGACGGCGACAUAAACGCAAAACAUUGCUUGACAAUGCUGCAAAUUAUGACCAAGGUUUGA